AGAAGGACGGUGUUACUCGGAUCGGAUAGAACAGGGAUCUAUGGAAGUUGAUUUUCUGUGAGUGGACUUGUGAACAUGGAGGAGGACUCCAUCGUGAUUUCUGGGAUUUCCUGUCGACUCUCGGGGUCGGACAGUGACGUUAAUGUGGAGGAAUUCAAGGAAAAUCUUAGGAGGGAACGAGACAUGGUCACCCACCGAAAAAACACAGAGUACACAGACUACAGCAUAACCCGUUCCUGCAGUGGUACUAUUGGAGAUCUGACUAAGUUUGAUGCUGGUUUCUUUGGAAUCCCUCCUAAAUUGGCCAAUGUGUUGGACCCCCAAUUGCGAAUGUUACUAGAGGUUACAUGUGAAGCUAUUGUUGAUGGUGGUAUAAGCACUGAAGCAUUAAGGGGGUCUGACACAGCUGUUUUCAUUGGAUGUGGACUUUCUGAAGCACUUGAAGCACAUAGCAGUGAUCCAGAUCACGUCAAUGCUUAUGGUCCAGUAGGAUCCAGCUCUUCCAUGCUUGCGAACAGAAUUUCCUUUGCUUUUGACUUGAAAGGUCCAAGUUAUGCAUUAAAAAAUGGAAAUGGAACUAGUUUCUUGGCACUGGAAACUGCCAUCAUGAGCAUACAAGAGGGAAAAUGUGAGACAGCCAUUGUUGGGGCCUGUAAUCUGUGCAUGAAGGCGGCAGUUUUUUUCCAGCUGAUGUUGCUGGAUGUACUGUCUCCUGAUGGAAAGUGCUGCUAUUGUGAUGAAAACAGUUUUGGUACAAAUAGAAGCGAGGGAGUGGUAGUCAUGGUGAUUCAGAAACGCAGGUCUGCAAAAAGAAUCUACUCCACGAUAAGGCACCUCAAAUGUUGCUCCAUGAAAAAAUCAUAUUACCCUUCAUAUGAAGAAGAAACAAAACUUCUGAAGGAAAUUUAUGAAGAGGCUAACAUUGAUCCAACUGAGGUGGGCUAUAUUGAAAUCAGUGGCAGUUGUGAUAUUGAAGGAGACACACAGGAAGUGAAUAGUAUAGUGGAUAUUUUCUGCAGAAACAGGGAGACGCCUCUAAUGAUUGGUUCAGUCAAGACAAAUUUAGGGAACACAGAAACUGUGUCAGGUCUUGUCUCAAUUCUUAAAGUGUUGACUGCAGCACAAGAAGAAAUGAUGCCUGCAAAUCUACAUGUACCCUCCCUUAACCAAUCAAUUCCAGCAUUCCAAGAUGGGCGGAUAAAUUUCUUAACAGAGAGAACUAGAUGGACACCAGGAAUUGUGGGCAUUAACUGCUAUGGCAUGGGCCAUCUGAAUGGUCACUGCAUUUUGGACUUUAAUCGCAAUCCAUCUGAUGUUUGUACAAAGUCUAAGGAAAAAAGACUGGCAGUCUUCUCUGCAACCACAGAAGGUGGAGUGAGAUCAGUAUUGAAGCAUAUGGAGAACCACUGUGAUAAUUUAGCCCUUCAUAGUUUGCUGAAUGAAAAUACAAAACGUCCACCAGCCCAACAUCUGUUCCGGGGUUUCACCAUCCUAAAUUCAUCACAAAAAUAUCGGGAAGUACAGAAAUGUGUGAACACAGGCAGACCCCUAUGGUUUGUUUUCUCGGGUAUGGGAUCACAGUGGCCCUCGAUGGGGAGACAGAUGAUGAAGUUUGAGGUUUUUAAGCAGUCCAUUAUGUCUUGUGAUGCUAUUCUACAAUGUCAUGGAGUGUCUCUCUAUGAUAUGAUAAUGAAAGGCGGAGCUAGGAUCUAUGACGAGUGUCUGAACUCUUUUCUUGGAAUUACUUCCAUCCAGAUCGCCCUGGUGGAUGUGUUACGGAGUCUUGGACUGGAGCCUGAUGGUAUCCUUGGUCACUCUGUAGGGGAGUUGGGUUGUGGAUAUGCUGAUGGGUCCCUCACAGCUGAGGAGACUGUGCUGGCAGCUUACUGGAGAGGGAGGUGCAUCUUAGAGUCAAACCUUCCCACAGGAGGCAUGGCAGCUGUCGGUCUGACUUGGAAAGAAGCCAAAGAACAGUGUCCAAGUGGAGUGACACCAGCUUGUCAUAACACUGAGCAGACAGUGACCAUUUCUGGUCCUCUUACAGAGGUGCAGUACUUCAUCCAGGGCCUAAAGGACAGAGGGGUGUUUGCGAGGGAAGUCAACUGUUCGGGUGUGGCCUUCCACUCCUAUUUCAUGAAGAAAAUUGCUCCACAGAUAAAAGAAAAACUUAAAGAGGUGAUAGUGCCAAAGAGAAGAAGCCAGAAGUGGAUAAGUUCCUCCAUUCCGGAGUCUGAUUGGUCUACAGAACUUGCUCAAAUGUCAUCUGCUGACUACAUUGCCAACAAUGUGACACAUCCAGUGUUGUUUCAGGAGGCACUGAGACACAUUCCAGAUGGCGCUGUAGUCCUAGAGGUAGCGCCUCACUGUCUUCUUCAGGGAGUACUGAGGAGGUCAUUGGGGUCAAAAUGCACAGUCCUACCACUGAUGAAGAAGGACUCCAGGGAUAAUACAGACUUCUUUUUGUCUAAUAUUGGAAGGUGUUUUAAUCAUGGACUCAGUGUAAAUGCACUGGGGAUGUUUAAGCCCCCAAAUUUCCCUGUACCCUCCAGUACACCAAACCUAUCCUCCUACAUAAGGUGGGAUCACACUGCCUCUUGGCAGAUUCCCCAGCUAGAGGAAUUUCUCAGUGGCCAGUCAGGCCAGCAGACGGAGGCUCUGUUUGAAAUUGAUGUCUCACCUGAGGGUAAGGACCACUUUCUGUUGGAUCACUGUAUUGAUGGCAGGACUCUGUUUCCGGCAGCAGGAUACCUCGAGCUGGGUUGGAGGAUACUAGCCAAGUCGAUGGGACUGCUGCAUGAUAGAAUGUCUGUGGUGUUUAACAAUGUUACCAUACACAGGUCCACAGUUCUUCCUUCCACAGGUGUGAUUAGAUUUACUGUCUCCAUUGUGCCUGCUACAGGGGAGUUUGAGGUUUGUGAAGGGGAGACCUUGGUGGCCAGUGGAGAGGUGUUUUCCCCUCACAGGCCUCUCAGAACACUCGGUGAUGAAAUGGAAUACAUACUAUCACCUAAACCACAACGUGCUGAACUAGCAAUGACAUUGGAGGAGGUUUAUAGGGAGUUCAGGCUAAGGGGAUACAAAUAUGGUCCCAAAUUCCGUGGAAUUCUCAAAGCCACAGAGAGUGGUGAUGAGGGCUAUCUUUUGUGGGAGAACAACUGGGUGACUUUCCUGGAUAACAUCAUGCAGAUGAAUCAUUUGAGUCAACCUCCAAAACACUUGGUUUUCCCCAUUGAGAUAAAGUAUCUUUCUAUCAACCCAGCACUACAUAAGAAUAAAGUCUUGCCAAUUACUGACAACAAAAGUGGUGUAUUGGCGACUGUGAACAGAUUUGCUGACACAACAAUCUCAGGGGGAGUCGAGAUGCAGGGACUUGUCCUCAAAAGGGCACCUGCAAGGAGGGUCUAUGAAACCCCCAUUUUGGAGGAAUAUGUGUUUGUGCCUUAUGAUGAGGAAGGGUCAGAACCCUUAGCCUCAGUGAGUCUGCAGAAGUACUGUCAGGUUUGUGUAGACCAAGUCAAACAAGUGCACAAAAAGUUGCAGGAUAUGGGGAUAGUGAAAUGGAGGGAUCCGUUACUGUCAUCCAGCAAGGAAGAUUCUGUUGAUGAUGGGAAGCAAGGAAAGGAUUUAAAAGAUUUCAGUGAUGACGAGAAUUGUUCUUUGCUACAGACAUUACUGAAGGUGAAUUCUGUGGAGUUAAAUGAAAAAUUCAUGACAAAUGUUCGGAAUGUUCUCACAGCAUUUAAAAAAGAUUUAUUGCAUGACAGGCUUUUGUCAAAUCACUUACAAGCAAGGUCUUUGAAAACGUGCCUUGAUGUGGUCAUUGAAAACUCAGCUAAUCCUUUAAAGGUGCUUGAGGUGCAGAUUGCCGGAGCUGGACAUAAAACACCGGUUGUAAAUUUUCUGAAGGUUUCUCCCGGCGUUCAGUACAGCUAUACAGUGGCAUGUGUUUCGGGGGGAAAUGAGGUGGAGUCUGAACCGCCCAAAGUAGGGACUGACUCCAUUGUGUGGGAUAUUCAGGAGAAGUUUCAGGGAGAGCAGGAAUAUGAUUUGGUGAUCGCCAGUGAUGUUUUCCGAGAACAAAACAAUGUGGAGAAAGUUGUACAAAAUAUUCAACAAGUUAUCAAAGACAAUGGCUUUCUGCUGGUUACCGAAAUUACCCACAAUGAAAUCUUGCCCAAUACUUUGGAUGUCAUUAAUUCUAGAUUAAGACAGGCUGCAGAAGGAUCACACUACAAGACUGAAACCGAGUGGAAGGAGUUGUUUGUAAGAACUGGAUUUUGUCUUGUAGCAAAGAAAAGUGAUGGUCUGUUAAUCACUACUUUCUUGCUCAGAAAGACGAGCAAUGAUGUGGACGGUAGAGUCUUGUCUCUCGAUGGCUCGCACAAUUCGUGGCUGAAUAGACUGAAGGACGAGAUAGCCGCUGUUCAGGAGGAGUCCACUACACAUAAAGUAUGGCUGACAACUAAUUCACCGGAACCUUCGGGCAUCAUUGGAAUGGUGCAUUGUCUGAGGAGAGAACUUGGAGGGGAGAGAGUGAGGUGUAUAUACAAUAUGGACCACAGUACAACUCUCACUGAAGUCCCAGAUGAGUUUAAAAGAAAAGACUUGGUAAUGAACAUCUUUAAAGGCGGGCAUUGGGGUUCUUACAGACAUAUUCCAAUUACAAGUGAAAAGCAAAUGUUCAGAAAAAGUGAGAAGAGUUAUCUGACCCACUCCGGUGAUGGUUAUGUGUGGAGAGAAUUACCAGAACAGACUGUGAAGGAGAAUGAGGAGUUGUGUCAUGUGCUUUAUGCUGCACUGAACACACAGGACCUAAACAGAGAUCAAAGGGAGCUUGGAUUGGGUAACGAGUUCUCGGGGAUCACCAGUGCUGGACGAAGGGUCAUGGGGCUACAUUAUCCGGCUGUAGCAACAACAGCAGUUGUAGAAAAAAGGUUCUUGGUUGAUGUACCAGAGGAUUGGUCCUUACGAGAGGCCUCCUGUGUUCUCCGGGCAUAUGGGAUAGCUAUCAAAGCUUUGGUUGUUGAAGAGAAUGUCUGCAUAGGAUCUUCAGUGCUGAUUUACGAUGGACACACAGACAUUGGUAUCGCUGCUGUAUCGGUGGCCAUCAAUUUGAAAUGCGAUGUGUUUGUAACUGUCCCUUCAACCGUGAAGAAAAAUUACCUGCAGUCCUGGUUUGAGAAGCUGAAUCCUAAUCAAGUACUUGUGGUUGAGGACAAUUCCAUGGCUAAGUUUGAGGCCUUAAGACUGACCGGUGGUCAAGGUGUUGAUCUUGUAGUGAAGACAACAAUGGUCAACUCUUCAAUAUUUGACAGUGGUGUUUUGUCUCCUGGUGGAAAAGUGAUAGAUUUCACUCAAAACAAGUUCCAGAAAAACUUGAUCAGAAUUAGUACUUACAUGGAGCACCAGAAGUGGAAUUUGGCAGACAUAAAGCAGGGGGACUUUGAUGUGAUAUGGGAAGAGUUGUCUAGUGGGAUACAGACUGGAGCUUACAGACCCAUCCCUAACCACUGCUUCCAGUGUAACGACAUACAAAGAGCUCUGGAAGACCUGGUGUUAAUGAAAGGACACCACUCCAAAAUUGUCAUCAAGAUUCGUAAUGAAGAAGACCAGGUUGUCAAUCAAACUGCCCCUAUAGCCAAAACAGUAAAAAUCACAUCCAAGUGCAAUCCGGACAAAGUUUACAUCAUCACAGGAGGACUGGGUGGAUUCGGUUUGGAACUGGCCACCUGGCUUGUAGACAAGGGAGCCAGGAAACUGGUUCUUUCAUCCAGAUCUGGAAUCAAGAAUGGGUACCAGGCAAGGAAAGUUAAAUUCCUACGAGAGCAAAAGAUUAAGGUGUGUUUGUCAACAGAGGACAUCACCUCAGAGGGAGGCUGUCGACGUCUCAUGGAAGAAGCAAUUGAACAAGGUCCUGUUGGAGGAAUUUUCCACCUUGCAAUGGUUCUGCAGGAUGGGAUGCUUAAAAACCAAUCAAAUGAAACUUUCAAAGAGGUCCUUGGCCCUAAAGUGGUAGGCAUUGUCCAUCUGGACAAUUGGAGUAGAACCCUGUGUAGAGACCUGGAGUGGUUUACUGUUUUCUCCUCAGUGGCCAGUGGCAGAGGGAAUGCUGGACAAACCAACUAUGGUUAUGCUAACUCCUUAAUGGAAAGAAUUUGUGAACAGAGACAGGCAGCUGGAUUCCCAGCUCUAGCCAUUCAGUGGGGAAUGAUAGGAGACGUGGGUGUGGCAGUAAAGAAAUUUGGGGACAAGGUGACAGCAGUCGGCAGGACCUUACCACAGAGAAUGUCAUCAUGUCUGGAUUCCCUCGACCAGUUCCUCUGCCAGUCUAAACCAGUUGUGUCCAGUUUUGUUUCAGCCUCGGCAUCCAUGACGACAGGAACACUUGAAAAGCAGCAGACAUUGAUGGAGCACAUAGUGAAAGUUCUGGGUCUGCAAGACUCUGCUGCUUUAAGACCUGAAUCCACCCUUCUAGAGCUAUGUACGGAUUCAUUACUGGAAAUAGAAAUCCAGCAAAUCAUGAAGAGUCAGUUCAACAUUGAUCUGUCCCUCUCAGAUCUCAUGAAACUCACUGUCCAGAAAAUCAGAGAUAUGUCAGAGGAGAGGAGUGAAAGAAAAACCUCAACUGAUACCAACAUUGAUGAAGUGAAGGAUGAUAAUGCCAAUAUGCAGGCAGAGGCAGAAAAAACAAGCUGGUUCACUGUUCCUCAAGAUUGCUUAGUUCAACUCUCUUCAGGGCAACAGGAUAAAAGUCCCGUGAUCAUUCUACAUGAUUUGGAUGGUUCUUUUGGAUCCUGGAAACUACUCGGACAGUUUUUAGACAACCCACUGUAUGGAGUGCAGUGUAUCCCUACAACACCUCUGGUUUCCAUCAGAGCCAUGGCCGGAUUCUACACCAAGAAAUUGGCCCCUCUGCUGGAGAAGGGGUGCUAUCUACUUGGUUUGUCCUUUGGUUCUCUCCUGGCUUUACACAUUGUACAGAACGUCGAGACGUAUUGGAAAUCCUCCGUCUGUAAGGUAGUGGCCGUAGACAGUAGUCCAGAGAUUCUGACCAGUCUGGGAGGACAAACACUGAGGGAGCUGAGAGGGCUGGACACAAGUGUGUGUGAUGAUGUCAUUCUAAAGAGCUUCCAUCAACACAUUGGAGUUGAUACAUAUGCAUACCAAAUGGAGAAUUCAUUGGAUGAGAAAUUGAAACAGACUGUCUAUGGUGUAAUGGAUGAAGGUGUGGCUUGCAGUGCUCCAGAUGUGCUUUACAUGCUGCAGAACUACCACAAAAGGGCCCUGAAUUCCAUCCAGAACCAGAGCCCCACCAUAGACUCGGAUGUCAUUCUUAUUCGACCACAAAAAUCGGAGUUUGAAUUUUGUCAGAAAAGUAAUGACUACAAAUGGAGUGAGUUCUCGAAUGGAAAGGUGACUGUUCACACCGUGAACUGCUGUCAUGAUGAGCUUGGCAGAGAUUCAGAGUCCUUCAGAGAAGUGGCGACCAUCUUGAAAAUGCUGGAGUUUGCUGACAAUGCUUAAAAUUCUUAUUUCACAAUUCAUAAAUUUGUUGUUAUUGUUGGCCGUGCAAGAUUUUGAUGCAUGCACAACCUUUCAUGGUGUAUGAUGUUAAUGGCAUUAUUAAUUCCUUAAUUGUUAACAGAGUUAAAUGGGAAGUGCCAUGCACAAAUGUUUACAUGUACCAAAUUGCUUUAUCUUGGAGUAAUGAAUUAAGCUAUGCUGCUUUGAUAGAUUUUAUUUCUCGAUAAAAGCACUAAUUUUACAACCUUAAAAACUUUACUACAAAAUCUAAGGAAUGUAUGCCAACAUUGUUGUACAUGUAUUGUUUGUGAGAUGUAAAUAUAGAAAUUUAUUUAUCCCCAUACAUGUAUAAUAUCCACUACACUUUCCUCGUUCAUUAUGCAACUGAAUACUCAAUGUGCCUCAUGCAGUUUACAUACAUAAUGUUUCGCCAUAAUGGAUGCAGUAUUUUCAAAAUUUCAUGUUUCUCAGGUUUCCUUUAUCAUGAAAUACAUUUUUCUGGCACCAUCCUUCAACAUGAGACUUGCACACAGAUCUAGUCUGCCUACAUGUAGAUAUUUUUGUCUGUAAAUUUUCUCUGGUGCUGUUUAUUUUUGUAGAAAUAUUGUACCUUACGUGUAUGUAAACCCAUGCUGUACUCGGUUUAUUCAGAUUUGUUAGUUUUGAUGAGGUAUAUGAUGACAGGAUUAUCUUCAUAGGUAGCAUAGAAAAAUAAAAUGCUUGUAUCUCAACGUAUGACAUCGUAGUAAGUCCUGACCUUAGUUGAAGGUCAUAUAGGCAAAGUAAAUGUUGGGGAAAUGUGUAGCACCUAUACCGCAGAAUAUGAAGAUCUCGUAGACAGUCGCACAUGAUGCAGAGGUUUCUCAGAACUUAUGAUUGUGUCCCAUUAAUUUAUUAAAACAAUAUCAAGGUCACUUGGAGAAAGAGGAUAAUACUUCUUGUCUAGGUCAUAUCUCUGAUAUGUUGAAAUAUCUUUAUUCUUAAGUUUCAUUGGGACUUUUUGGUGUUAUAUAACAUAACACCCUAUCCAAGGUCAGUUAUAGGGUCAAGGACAAAAGAUACAUGUAAAAAAAAGAAUUCUUUUGCUAAAAUUGCUUUCUUUUUUAUGCUCCAUGAUUAAAUUAAAUUAUGAUCAAAAUCAAAGUAAAUUAGUGUGGCUUGUAUUUUGUAUUAUGGCGAGACAUAAAUACAUAUACAAUGUAUGUCAAAGAUGAUACGACUUUCUGACCUCUGUCUACACAAUCUUUCAAAUAUGCCCCAGUAAGGAUGAUCCAGGAAUUAAUCUGUUAGGGCAAGCGUAUUUUCUUAAGAUUGAUAAAAAUACAUUGCACCACAGAUAUAUAUCAAUUAUAUAUGUAUUUAUGUUUUGUGAUAAUUUUUUCAUAUAUUUCUAUAAAAUUGUAGUAACUAUC
Messenger RNA from Ostrea edulis (European flat oyster), 8936 nucleotides. Its product is annotated as fatty acid synthase-like. Gene Ontology annotation, molecular function: oxidoreductase activity; fatty acid synthase activity. Gene Ontology annotation, biological process: fatty acid biosynthetic process. Lineage: Eukaryota; Metazoa; Mollusca; Bivalvia; Ostreida; Ostreidae. Bases 76 to 7524 code for a protein of 2482 amino acids. The transcript is spliced from 29 exons. The record is from RefSeq and is a predicted model, not a curated record.